AAUUUUUGGUUUACGAGCUCAGUUGUCAACGCAAUCCAAUCCCAAUCCAACAAAAUCAUGAAGUUUUUCCUUUUGUCCGUGCUCCUUUGCUUGCUGGUUGUGGCUCUGGUGUCUGCUGUGCCCGUGGACGAAUCGCAGCUAGGCGACAAUAUCUACGAUCAAUUCGAUGAUGUGCACAAUCCCCACGACCCUCAGGCCAUCUUCAAGCUGAAGAAACUCAAGAAACUGAUUCUGCUGGGCUAAAGAUACGUUUCCAAGCUCAACCUGACUCUAGUCCAUGUACAAACUUCUUCAUUAUACACACACACACUUACACUUACACAUAUGUAUACUUAUGCUGGGAACCCUAACCUCUCCGCUUGGGCUUAGGCAGUUUGCUGCAUUUGACCUUUGGCUUAGAGCGUUUUGCGUUAUUUGUAACUAAAUAAAUUUACUCUAAACAUGA
Molecule: messenger RNA, 445 nt
Organism: Drosophila busckii
Lineage: Eukaryota; Metazoa; Arthropoda; Insecta; Diptera; Drosophilidae
Exons: 2
Coding region: 58-243 (61 amino acids)
Source: RefSeq, a predicted model, not a curated record